Molecule: messenger RNA, 2157 nt
Organism: Monascus purpureus
Lineage: Eukaryota; Fungi; Ascomycota; Eurotiomycetes; Eurotiales; Aspergillaceae
Source: the annotation of a GenBank genome assembly
AUGCCCCAGAGCUCUGGAGCCGGUAUUCAUUGGCAAGUCGCACAGGCCACGAGCUUGCAGAAUAUCCGCUUCGAGAUGGUUAAGGGUGGCGGUGAUGCCAACAAGCAGAUUGGGGUUUUCAUGGACAACGGUUCCGGCGGCUUCAUGUCUGACCUUACGUUCAAUGGAGGAAACUAUGGAAUGUUUGUGGGCAACCAGCAGUUCACGACUAGGAACCUGACGUUCAACAACUGCAAUACCGCCGUCUUCAUGAACUGGAACUGGGCUUGGACCUUCAAGUCGGUGGAUAUCAAUAACUGCGGAGUUGGCCUCAACAUGUCCAAUUCACCCCAGAAUCAGACCGUCGGCUCCGUCAUGCUCCUCGAUGCCAAGCUGACGAAUACACCUACUGGCAUCGUCACAGCUUACUCGACCAACAAUGUUCCUGUCAGCGGUGGUACAUUGGUCCUUGACAACGUGGACUUCACGGGCUCCAAGGUUGCCAUCGCCGGCAUUCAAGGCAACACGAUCCUCCCUGGUGGCUCUGUUGUUUCCAACUGGGUGCAGGGCCACGCGUACACCUCCAGCAACGCCCAGAAAAAACGGUCAGAGGAUUCUGAGACCCGCGUAGUCCAGAGGGUUGAAGUUGUGAAAGUCAUUGGAUCCUCCUGUCCUGUUCCUUCUGGGGCUGCAGGCCCUGCUUCGGCUGCCCAGUCCGUCUCCAGUCCCUCGCCUGCUGAGGUUUCUACCGAACGCAGUGCGCCAUCUUUGGCCUCGACGGGCUCUUCUGUUCCAACCGGCAUGUCUACUCAGAAACCUUCCCUUUCUCUCACACCCGGUACCCCGUCGUCUCUCACUCCGAGCAGCUCGGAAACCGUAAUCCCAAUGGCGUCCACAGAGACAUCCGCUUCGGCUUCCAACACUCCUAGUACCUGCGCGAGCAAACCAAUCACCAACACCCGCCUUCAGGGCACGGUACCUGCUCAGAAACUACCUGGCGUGCUUUUGAACGGCGGUGAUACAAUCUUUGAACGAUCGAAGCCUCUAUACGAAGAUUACCCUGCUUCUGCCUUUGUGAGCGUCAAAUAUGCUGGAGCUAAGGGAGAUGGCGUGACGGAUGACACGGAAGUCAUCCAGAAAGUGCUCGACAGUGUCACUGAAGACCAGAUUGUCUACUUCGACCACGGAGCCUAUAUUAUCACAUCCACCCUUAAAGUGCCUAAGAACAUCAAGAUCACCGGCGAAGUCUGGCCGCUUCUCAUGGCAUCUGGGCCUGCCUUCGCGGACGAAUUAAACCCCAUCCCUAUGCUUCAAAUCGGUCAGAAGGGCGACAGCGGGUCUGUAGAACUGUCAGAUCUGAUGCUGGAGACUAAAGGCCCAGCUCCUGGCGCGAUUCUCAUGGAGUGGAACCUCGCACAAUCCUCUCAAGGAUCCGCAGGAAUGUGGGAUGUACAUUUCCGUGUGGGCGGAUCUGCGGGCACUGAGCUACAAAGCGACACCUGCAAGAAAGACCCCAAGAUAACCAACACCCCCAACCCUAAAUGUAUCGGGGCCUUCAUGCUCCUCCACAUCACCAAGGAAGCAAGCGCAUACCUGGAAAACGUCUGGGCCUGGACGGCAGACCACGAACUAGACCUCCAGGACCAUAGUCAAAUCGACAUCUAUACCGGCCGCGGCAUCUUCGUUGAAAGCAGAAAAGGCCCCGUCUGGCUGUAUGGCACCUCCUCUGAACACAACCAGUUAUACAAUUACCAAGUCGCGAACGCUCAGAACAUCUUCAUGGGCUUCAUCCAAUCCGAAACACCCUACUACCAGUCAAACCCCAACGCCAUGGUCCCUUUCACCCCUCAAAAGGAGGCCUGGAAUGACCCGGACUUUUCCACGUGUACCACCGACGCGUGCAAGAAAUCAUGGGGUCUGCGGGUCCUCGAAUCGUCGGAUGUGUACAUCUAUGGAGCGGGUCUGUAUAGCUUCUUUGACAAUUACUCACAGACCUGUCUUGACACGGAGUCGUGCCAGGAGAAUAUGGUCGAAGUGGACUGCUCUGAUAUCAAAAUCUACGGCCUCAGCACCAAGGCGAGCACGAACAUGGUUACCUCUUCAGGGGGGAAGAGUCUUGUGCUGCAGAGUGAUAACGAGAGCAAUUUUUGUGCUAGCAUUGGGUUGUUUCAGCAGUGA